AUGGGUCCAAUUCCAACGUUCCCCAACAAACUUACCGAACUUUACCUUUCUCGUAAUUACUUGAAGGGUUCAAUUACAGAAUCUUUAUCUCUGGGAAAAUUAAGAUUAUUGCAAAUAUUAGAUCUAUCACUCAAUGAGUUAUCCGGUCCCAUUCCGACAUUACCCAAUAAACUUACCGAACUAUACCUUUCGGGUAAUCACUUGAACGGUUCAAUUCCAGAAUCUUUGGGAAAACUAAGAUUAUUGCAAGUACUAGAUCUAUCAGGUAACGAGUUAACAGGUCCCAUUCCGACAUUUGCCGCGAAACUUAUCGAACUAUACCUUUAUGAUAAUUUCUUGAAAGGUUCAAUUCCAGAAUCUUGUGGAAGAUUAGCUGCUUUAACAACUUUCUCUCUAAAACACAAUGAGUUAAAUGGGACUACUCCGGUCUCAAUUGGGCACCUCUCUAGACUCCAGUCUCUUGAUGUCUCUCAGAAUCAAUUAAGUGGGACUAUUCCGGUUUCGUUUGGGCAACUAUCUAAACUCCAGUCUCUUGUUGUCUCUCGGAAUCAACUAAGUGGGAUUAUUCCGGUUUCAAUUGGGCAACUCUCUAAACUCCAGUCUCUUGAUGUCUCUCGGAAUCAGUUAAGUGGGACUAUUCCGGUUACAAUUGGGCAACUCUCUGAACUCAGUUCUCUUGAUAUCUCUUAUAAUUCUUUGGAGGGAGUAGUUUCUGAAUCCCAUUUUGCUAAGCUUUCGAUGUUGAAGUAUUUGGAUGCAACUUAUAACAGUAAGUUGACAUUCAAUGUUUCAAGUGACGGGCUGCCUCCAUUCCAAUUAAUAAGAAUGGAUCUCAGUUCUUGCAAGAUUAAAAAUGGAUUUCCGCAGUGGCUUCGAAAUCAGAGAAAACUUAAUAUAUUAGACGUGUCUAAUGCAACUAUUUCAGGACCUUUGGCAACAUGGUUGAGGAAGAUGCCCAUCAUCCCUUUCAUAAAUCUUUCCCACAACAACCUCAGCGGACCUUUGACCAACCUUCCAAGCGGGGGUACUGAUAAUACCAACUAUUAUCGGAAAUUUGGAGCUUACCAAAAUUAUAAUGAUAUUCGGGUCUUAUCUCUGCAAAGUAACCUUUUCAAAGACUCGAUUCCCAGGUUAAGUGGCGUCAUUCCAAGUUUUAUAGGGAACCUUUCACAGUUAGAAUGGUUAAGCUUGAAUGAUAAUAAGUUUAGUGGUGAGCUUCAUGCAGAGUUCUGGAAUUUAAGUUGGUUAACUGUCUUAGAUUUGGGUGAUAAUGCACUAUGUGGAGAAAUACCAGAAUCGUUUGGAGAAACAAAUCAAUCAUUGCAGAGGAGGGGAUCAUUCAGGUAA
Helianthus annuus (common sunflower) is the source of this 1347-nucleotide messenger RNA. RefSeq names its product LRR receptor-like serine/threonine-protein kinase GSO2. Gene Ontology annotation, molecular function: protein binding. The transcript has 3 exons. Bases 1 to 1347 code for a protein of 448 amino acids. Lineage: Eukaryota; Viridiplantae; Streptophyta; Magnoliopsida; Asterales; Asteraceae. The record is from RefSeq and is a predicted model, not a curated record.